Mesorhabditis belari is the source of this 558-nucleotide messenger RNA. Lineage: Eukaryota; Metazoa; Nematoda; Chromadorea; Rhabditida; Rhabditidae. The record is from the annotation of a GenBank genome assembly.
AUGUCCGAGGAAGCGAUUUUGUUAAUUUCGGUCGCCAAAUCUGUAAUUGGCGACUUAAGUCUCACGGAUCUCCUCAAAAAUGUUUAUGACGCCGAGUGGAUCGAUCCAAAGAGCGGUGUUUCAAAGAAACUAAACAAUUUGGAGUCAGUGGACGGCGAGAGUCCUCCAAUUAAAGGAAAUCUGUCCUCGUUUCAGGCAAUCGAAGAGAAGAUCAUGAGCAGUCGUUUCUUGUUUUCUGUCUCGGAGCGGAAGGCCACCGGUGUUGAGUAUUUCCGCGUGAAGAGCCUAAUGUUCCUCACCGAGUUCUACUGCUUGAAAGCCGUUCAACAGAAACAAGCAGGCACAUUGCAGAAAUGUGAAGACGAUUUAAACACAAAUAUCGCAAAUGGAGUCCCCGUUUGCCAAGCCUAUGACACAUAUAUCUCAGGUUAUUCGGUUGUCUUCACGAAUGGUUGCAACUACAAUACCGGCGUUUUCUACUGUAAUAUCUUGAAGGUGGCAUUGGACUCUGUCUACAACGCUUUCGACACACAGCUCACCCCGUGUCCUGAUUAUCAU